Molecule: messenger RNA, 4353 nt
Organism: Parasteatoda tepidariorum (common house spider)
Lineage: Eukaryota; Metazoa; Arthropoda; Arachnida; Araneae; Theridiidae
Product: angiotensin-converting enzyme
Biological process (GO): proteolysis
Cellular component (GO): plasma membrane
Molecular function (GO): metallopeptidase activity; peptidyl-dipeptidase activity
Source: RefSeq, a predicted model, not a curated record
AAAAAAUUGCAUAAGGUCAUUAAAGUAAGUUUUCGCACUUUUACUUUAAUGACUUGUGUUCGGUUUUUUACUUAGUUCAAAAUAUGUAAGAAAUUUCAGUAUACGAAAAACAAAUUGGAAGUAAUUUUCACAAGCUGCUAAGUUACCUAAUAAAAUGAUGGCAUAUUCCAUAUUUCUUCUUAACAUCAUCGCAUUCAUCACAAUAUGUACUUUGGAGCUAGAAGGAUACAUACACUACGCGGUUGGAAAUAACACCGAUAUGGAAGCCGCACUUCUUCUGUACCAAAACUACGAAAAACGAAAGGAAAAGAUGGAAAAUAAAUUGAUCACAGCACUUUGGAACUACAAAACCAACUUAACAGACUACAAUAAAAGAGAAUACAUUAGGAUGAGUGAAGAAAUGAAGACAUUCAUUGCUGAAACAAGGGAAAAUGCCACUUCCUUUGCAUGGAAUAACCUUAACAGUGACACGGCUGCAUAUAAUUGGUUUCUUUUAAUGUCCAUCACAAAACCUGACGAAAAAGUAGUAGAAAAUGCUUCUCAGCUCAAAAAAGUUAUUACUGAAAUGGAAGAAAUUUAUGGAAAAGCUAAGGUAUGCAGCUACCCGUCAACCUUCCUCCAGCCUUGUACAUUAAAAUCAGAGCAAGAUAUAACUGAAGUUAUGAAAGAAUCAAGAAAUUAUCAGGAGCUCCAACAUUUUUGGACUCAGUGGCGAGACGAGACGGGAAAGAAAAUGAGAGGAGAUUAUCUUCGAUACACUGAUCUUAAUAAUGAAAGAAAUCAACUAUUUGGUUACUCAAAUACGCAAUUUGCAGUAGAUGAAGAAUACUUUUUGAUGUGGGAAACUCUCAAGCCAUUAUACAGAGAACUGCAUGCUUAUGUGAGACGAAAGUUAAUUGGAAAAUACUCAGAAUCUUACAUAAAACCUAAUGGUCCUAUACCAGCCCAUUUAUUAGGGAACUUGUGGGCUUAUUCUUGGGGAAAUAUUUUUGACCUUGUUAUACCUUAUCCGAAUAAGAAAUCAGUAGACGUGACAAAGGCAAUGCGGGAAAAGACCUUUUUGAUGUUGGAAACUCUCAAGCCAUUAUACAGAGAACUACAUGCUUAUGUGAGACGAAAGCUAAUUGAAAAAUACUCAGAAUCUUACAUAAAGCCUAAUGGUCCUAUACCAGCCCAUUUAUUGGGGAACUUGUGGGGUUAUUCUUGGGAAAAUAUUUUUGACCUUGCUAUACCUUAUCCGAAUAAGAAAUCAGUAGACGUGACGAAGGCAAUGCGCGAAAAGAAUAUAACUCCUCUGGAUAUGUUCAAGAUGGCCGAAAACUUCUUUACAUCCAUAGGCUUGAUGCCAAUGCCAACAGAAUUCUGGAAUAGAUCCAUUAUCGAAAAGCCCCUCGACAGAGAAAUGGUGUGCCACCCCUCUGCUUGGUAUUUCUAUGAAAGAAACGAUGUUAGAAUUAAGAUGUGCACUACAGUUGAUAUGAAUAACUUAGCCACUGUGCAUCAUGAAAUGGGACACAUAGAAUACUACUUGCAUGUACAAGAUCUUCCUCUUUAUGACAGACAUGGAGCUCAUUCAGCAUUUCAUGAAGCCGUUGGUGACAUGAUAGCUCUCUCUGUAAGAACCACUGAUUACUUAGAACGAAUUGGUCUCUUAGAAGCUACAGACGAUCCAGAAACUGAAAUCAAUAUCCUACUUUACAUGGCAUUAGAAAAAAUAGCAUUUCAGCCAUAUGGAUUGAUCGUAGACCUUUGGAAAUCGAAUAUUUUUAAUGGGUCCACACAUGAAAAUGAACUCAAUAAAGCUUGGUGGAAAUUAAGGCUCGAUUAUCAGGGGUUGUGCCCUCCGGUUUUACGAAGUGAAGAUGAUUUAGAUGCUGGUGCAUUGUACCACGUAGGAGCUGAUACAAGUUACUCAAAGUAUUUUGCAAGUAUAAUAGUUCAGUUUCAAUUUCAUCAAUCUCUUUGUGAGGAAGCCGGUCACAAAGGCCCUCUACAUAAAUGCAGUAUAUAUAAAAACAAAAAAGCUGGAAAACUUCUAAGUGACAUGCUCAAAUUGGGUAGCUCAGUGCCAUGGACAGAAGCCAUGAAACUGAUUACAAAAGGAAAAACUGAUAAAAUGGAUUCUGCCUCAAUUCUGGAAUAUUUUCAACCUCUACAUGCCUGGUUAAAAAAGCAAAAUAGGGGUGAAUUUGUAGGGUGGAACACUAGUGGCGAUCCUAUGAAGUGUCCAUACUUUGGAACGUGCACACAUUUAUGUUAUUUUAACUGUCAUUUAACAGUUAUCAUGGUGCUGUCUUUAAUUCUUCUUCAUGUGUUUUCACUCACGUCUACGUGCCUGCAUGUGUCUGCGGAGUGCGAAAGCAAGCAGGACAAGUAUAUCAGCGGUGACAACUCAGACAUGUCAGAAGCACUCAAGUUUCUCCAAGACAAUGAUCGCAUAACAGAGAAACUUGUCAACAAAUUAGUCAUUGCGCAAUGGAACUAUCAAAGCAAUUUGACGGAACCGAACAAAAAGGAAUACUUGAAGGUUACAGAAGAGUUUGCUAAGUUUAAGAAAGAAACUUGGAAAACUGCAACAUCUUUUGCAUGGAAGAAUUUCAAAGGCCAAAACGAAACAUCUUAUCGAUGGUUUAAAGCUUUAUCUGUCUUGGGAUCAGCUGCUCUGGAUGAAGAAAAGUUUAAAGAACUUACUACCCUAACUGCUGAUAUGGAAGACAUCUAUGCAAAGGCAAAGGUCUGCAGUUAUGGAUCCUCUCCCUCAGAGCCUUGCAGUUUAUCACUUGAACCAGAAUUGACUAAUAUAAUGAAAAAUUCUACAAACUAUGACGAGUUGAAACAUGUUUGGUCACAAUGGAGAGAUGAAACAGGCCGGAAAAUAAAAGAGAAAUUUAUACGAUAUAUCGAACUGUCCAAUGAAGUAGCGUGCAAAAAUGGUUUUUCUGAUGCUGGUGAAAUGUGGCGUGAAGAGUUUGAAAGUGACAAUAUCACAGACGAGUUCGAUCAACUGUGGGAAACAAUCAAGCCAUUUUACGAACAACUUCACGCUUAUGUGAGACAAAAAUUAAUCAAAAAAUAUGGUAACGAUUACAUCAAAGAAAACGGACCUAUCCCCGCUCAUCUGUUGGGUAAUAUGUGGGCUCAAACAUGGGGGAAUAUCUAUGAUACCGUUGCUCCCUAUCCGGAGAAGAAAGCCGUGGAUGUGACAGACGCCAUGAGAAAACAGAAUAUGACGGCAAAAGAUAUGUUUGAAAUAUCUGAGGAAUUCUUCACUUCUCUUGGUUUAAUACCAAUGACUCCCGAAUUCUGGAAUCGCUCAAUUUUAGAAAAGCCUACGGAUAGAGAAAUGGUGUGCCAUGCGUCUGCCUGGGAUUUCUACAACAAUGGAGAUGUCAGGAUUAAAAUGUGCACCAGAGUUGAUAUGGAGGACUUAAUCACCGUGCAUCAUGAAAUGGGACACAUUGAAUAUUACUUACAGUAUAAGGAUCAACCUGUUGUUUUCAGAGAAGGUGCUAAUUCAGGUUUCCAUGAAGCGGUUGGGGAUGUGUUGGCUUUGUCAGUAGCCACUCCCCAUCACAUGAAUAAAAUUGAUCUUUUGGAUGAAGUUUUUGACGACAAAGAAACGGAAAUCAAUAAUCUGAUGAAUAUGGCGCUAGAUAAAAUAGCAUUUGUACCUUUUGGUUUUUUGAUUGAUGCAUGGAGAUGGAAAGUGUUUGAUGCUUCCAUCGAAACAACCGAAUUGAACACGGCUUGGUGGGACAUGAGGCUCAAAUACCAAGGUGUUUGCCCUCCAGUACCCAGAACAGAAAAUGAUUUGGACGCAGCUGCAAAAUAUCAUAUUCCAGCUGAUGUUCCUUAUAUAAGAUAUUUUAUUAGUUAUGUGAUCCAGUUUCAGUUUCACAAGGCCCUUUGCGAUGAAGCUGGUUAUACAGGACCUCUUCAUCAUUGUGAUAUUUAUAAAAACAAGGAGGCUGGAAAACUGUUGAGUGACACACUGAAAUUGGGUAGUUCUGUAUCAUGGAGGGAAGCAAUGAAAGUGAUAACAAAGGGAAAAACUGACAAAAUGGACGCUUCAGCCAUUUUGGAAUACUUUCAGCCUCUCUAUGAUUGGUUGAAAGAGCAAAACAAAAAUGAAACCAUUGGUUGGAAAAGUGAUAAUCCAAUGACGUGUCCAUAAUUUUGGUACCCAAUGGUGUCUCCGAAUGUAAUUUAUUUUUAGCAUUAUGGUUAUUUAUUUCUUAUUCAUAUGUCUCAUUAUAUCAAAGUUAUUGUCAAAAAUAGUAUGCAAAUAAAUUUUAAUACAGAACUUCCUUAAAUUUGCAUUUAUGAUUAUCAAUAAAGUUUUGUACCAAUUCA